UUGCACUUUUUACAACAUACCGUCCUCUCUGACUCGGAAAGCUGAACGAUUAUUUCUUUUUUCUUUGUCGGCGUACUUUAGAGAGUAGUAGAGGAGCUAGCGAGUUUAUUAGCUUAUCAAGGCAGUAGUCUACGCGCUAACCCGUCUUUACUACCCGCCUCGGCAUCUAUUCCUACUCCAAGUGGGUCACGGGCUGAGUAGCAACUUCGGAAUAAGCAUUGCGAGUCGCGACUACCCAGACAGCCAGAUCAGAAUUUCCCCUUAAGUCCCUUCACAUCUCUUCCUCCGUCAUUAGGAGCUUAUCUUCAACUUUGCGACCUCUUCUGUUCUGAUUCAUACCUAUUACUUCUACCGUCAAUUCGUCGUGUUACGCAACAAAGAUGGCUGGAAUAGGACCCGAUCCGAAGGUCGAAGCUUAUAUUAAGCAAUUGUCGACGCCUCCUCCGCCCGGUUCACCUUAUUCUCUACCUGUUCCUGGCACCGAGCGAGAGGAUCGAUCUCCCAUCUACAGGCACUGGCGAUUUCAAGACAAACCCUUACUUGACACCUUCACACCGGAAAUACGUACAUUUUACGAAUUGUUUCAGGACGCCGUCAAGCGAUUUCCCAAUAACAAAUGUCUCGGUACACGACCCUGGAUCCCGGAAACUCAGUCGUGGGAGAACGGCUAUGUUUGGCAGACCUAUGGCGAGGUCGCGGCGCGAAGCAAGAAUUUUGGUUCCGGUAUAUAUGAGCUUCAUCGCCGAAUCGGAAUUCCGCCUGGCAACCAUGGCGUUGGUAUCUGGAGCCAGAACAGAGCCGAAUGGCAAAUAGCAGAUCUCGGAUUGAGUUCCCAGACGCUCUUCUCCGUCUCGCUAUACGAAACUCUCGGUCCCGAUGCGUCUGAGUACAUUAUCAAGCAUUCCGAACUUGCCUGUGUGGUUUCCUCGCUACCUCAUAUAGCAACCCUCCUCGCCCUUGCGCCCCGAAUACCUUCCCUUAAGUUGAUCAUCUCUAUGGAUCCCCUGGACGCCGGAGAGCAGAACGGUUACUCUAAAAAGGCGCUAUUAAACGAUAUCGCUGCCCAGCACGGAGUCCAAAUAUGGUCGUUCGAGGAGGUCGAGGAGCUUGGGGCAAAGGUAGCUCACCCUCCUCGUCCCCCUCGCCCAGAAGAUAUCCUCACCAUCAACUAUACGUCCGGUACUACUGGUGAUCCCAAGGGUGUGAUGCUUACUCAUGCCAACUGCGUUGCAGCGUGCGCGAGUGCUCGUUCCAGCGGAUCCUACACUCACAAAGAUAUAAGCAUUUCAUAUCUGCCUCUAGCUCAUAUUUAUGGGCGUAUGAUAGAUCAGUGCUCUUUAGCUUCCGGUUCCGCCGUCGGAUAUUUCCAUGGAAAUAUGCUAGAGCUGGUUGACGACUUGAAGAUCCUAAAACCUACCGGCUUCAUAUCGGUACCUCGGUUGUUCAAUCGAUUUAGCCUAGGAAUCAAGGCGCAGACCGUGGAUGCUGAUGGUGUGAAGGGUGCUCUUUCACGGAGAGUCAUAGAGACAAAGAAGGCCAGUAUGAAACUUCCGCCUGGCAAGGCAUCCAACAAACACCUCCUUUAUGACCGGAUAUGGACCCCUAAAGUACGAGCCGCAAUUGGCUUGGACCGAUGCCGCUCCAUGGUGAGUGGAAGCGCGCAACUCGACCCUGAUGUUCAUGAGUUCCUCCGAGCGGCCAUAGGAAACUUUUUCUGCCAGGGCUAUGGUCUUACCGAAUCGUAUGCCGCGGGAUCGUUCCAGCUUGAAGGCGAUUAUUCCCUGGGUAACGUAGGUGGCCCGAUGCCUGGCAUAGAAAUAUGCUUAGAGUCGCAACCCGAACUCGAAUACCUCGUGACGGACAAGCCUAGGCCACGAGGAGAAUUGCUGUUACGGGGUCCCUUUAUUUUCCAAGGCUACUUAAAGAAUGAAGAGGAGACUAAGAAGGCCUUAGAGCCUGAUGGAUGGUUCCACACGGGUGAUAUCGUCGAGAUCGACGAACUCGGCCGGAUCAAGAUUAUUGAUCGCAAGAAGAACGUUCUUAAGCUAUCUCAGGGAGAAUAUAUCUCGCCCGAACGUAUCGAGAACGUGUUUAUGGGCAGCUCGAACCUGAUCGCUACCGCCUUCGUUCACGGCGAACCCAGCCAAUCGACCCUGGUUGGAAUCUUUGGUGUGGAUCCGGUUACAUUCGGUCCGUUCGCCAGCAAGAUCUUGAAGAAAACGAUAGCUUCCGAUGAUAUCGAAGCUAUUAAGGUUGCAGGCCGGGAUCCUCGUGUGGUGAAGGCCUUUAUCAAGCAUCUCGACGGCAUUGCCAAGAGCCACAAGUUCAACGGGUACGAGCGCGUGCGAAACUGUCUCCUCGAUGUUGAACCGUUUACGGUUGAUAACCAGCUCUUAACACCAACUCUGAAACUCAAGAGACCCCAAACGGUGAAGAAGUUUAAGGACGAGAUUGUCCGUAUGUACGAGGAAAUCAAUGCGGAAACAGCUUCCGUUAAACCAAAGCUGUAAUUCACGACGCGAACUUGUUUAAAAGAUAUCUUUCGCAGCCGGUGUAUUUAAUUUGUAUAUAUAAAUAAAAUUCUGUAAAAUUAUAUUAAAUUUAAUAAAUUACCGUACGUUA
Daldinia vernicosa is the source of this 2622-nucleotide messenger RNA. RefSeq names its product acetyl-CoA synthetase-like protein. Gene Ontology annotation, cellular component: membrane; endoplasmic reticulum. Bases 381 to 2510 code for a protein of 709 amino acids. The record is from RefSeq and is a predicted model, not a curated record. The transcript is spliced from 3 exons. Gene Ontology annotation, molecular function: long-chain fatty acid-CoA ligase activity. Gene Ontology annotation, biological process: long-chain fatty acid metabolic process. NCBI's taxonomy places the organism in Eukaryota, Fungi, Ascomycota, Sordariomycetes, Xylariales, Hypoxylaceae.